This is a messenger RNA of Porites evermanni, 5023 nucleotides long. The record is from the annotation of a GenBank genome assembly. Lineage: Eukaryota; Metazoa; Cnidaria; Anthozoa; Scleractinia; Poritidae.
CCUUGCUUUUGUUCUUUGUACUCGCGGAAAAAAAGUCACAUCUGUAGCUGUAAUUUUCAUCUUCACCAGGUUACUGUUGAUCUAGAUCUGUUUUAAAAUCAUCUUUGGGCACAAUUUGGAAACAAAUGGCCAACAUUUUAGCUACAAUAUUGACAAUCGGGAUUGUUGUGGCAGCCUACUUUUACUACAAACACGUAACUAGUCAAUAUAAACGUGUUCUGGCAGUUUUAGAUGGACUAAAACUUGUAGAACAAGAAAACCCUUUGAAAGGAACACCCAAAGUGGCAUGUGGCUUCGAGGCAAACGUGGAUUAUUUUGUCGAUUCUCUCGACCUCUUAGAAGCGAUGAACCUAGAGCCACCUAAAGAAGCAAAGGCGCACGACGUUGUCAAGUCCGAGAAGGAAUUUCUAGAAACCUUUGCGUUUUUCUUUAAUCAUAGUGCAGCUUCAUCGUAAGUAUUUAAUGCCACUAAACUAAACAAACUUUUAUAGGAAUUAUCACAUUUUCGUGAAGUUUGGGUUAGCCUACAUUACAUAUGAUUAAUGCUAAUGUAUCAGUGAAUUCCAGCUGCGCCCAGCACCCCCCCCCCUCCCACCCCCUGGGCUUCUGCGGGGCAUUUGCCCGCCUUGUAAGCCCCGCGGGUGGGGUAUUUGCAAAUUUUGUGCUGCCCGGGGGCAUUUGCCAACCCCGGGGCCAUUCCCGAGCUUUUGUCACGCACACAGUUUCCUAUCAAAAUAUUCUCGGUUUUCACUCACGUGAGAAAGCAGAAAUAAGAAUGGAAACCUUUUAAUACAGAAAGUCUAGAAUCUGGGAAAUGAAAGAAGGUAAAUAUACAAAAAGCCUUGCAAGAAUCAGGUCUAUGGAAUAAUUCAUAUGAGAGAUAGUCGGAAAAACGUUUUACCCAAAUUUAUAAAGCUUUGUAUGGAGACGCCAGGUUUGUGUCCCUUCCAGGGGCACAAAUAUGGGCACCAGAAACUAACAGAAACAUCUGUUUUUGAGUUUUCCUACUUAUGCGUGAAUUCUUUGCUUGAGGAACUCAUAAAGGUUAAAGGAAUAUUUAUUCUAAGACAAGGAAUGUUUAGAUAGCAAAAUCUCUGAAAAUCCGCAAUGUUUUUAACCCACAUAAAAGCCUUCUUGGCCGCGAGCUAAAUGCCGCGUCACGCAAAAGCCUGGAAAUUCAAGCAUCCUGUAUCCUGUAAAGAAUCCUUUUGAACCAAAAAUUUGUUUGUAUAAAGGUUUUAAGGUGCCCUAAUAUCACAUGAAAGUAGAAACUCAGAAGAAGCGAUAGUUUCUUAGUUUGAGUUUUGGUGACGUCAUGUGAAAACUGAGAAUAACUACACGGAGGAUUUUACUGGGAAAGAUAGCCGAUUGGCUCAUCUGUCAAGGACAGCAUGAGGAAAAAAUUGAAGGGGGUUGUAAAGGCAUGUUCUUGAUUUUGUGCAUGCAUUUCUUCAUUGCUUAUCAAGCCAGAAUUACAUAGUGAAAUUGGGAGCUAUCGACGUUAAUCAACAUUUUUUGGUUAUUGAAUCAAAUUUCUGUUGAUAUUAUUUGAAAAACAACCUCAAUAUUUAUAAAACUGUUCAUAAAAUAUAACUUUAGAGUGCUCUGUUAAUUUAAUGUCAAUAAUUUUACAUCACUACUUAAAUUAUAAACUGGUGCAUGUCGUCACUGCUUGAAGUCUUAGUUAGAAUCCAAGCGAUAUUACGAAAGGAAGAUGUUAAUUGAAACAAAAAAUCGUACAUUAAAAUGCUUAAAACAGCACUAUUCGACUGACUGUACUGACUGUUCUGCAAAAUUUGAGGGGCAAACAGAGGGUGUAUUAUGGGGGAUUCGAACAUAGAGAAUUAUGCAUAUUACCCUGACGUUACUUCUUGAACCAAAUCAAAAAUUUUAGUUCAAUUUCCUCCUUGAACUUUAAGUUUAAUUUCCUCCUAGUAGUGCUCAUUCUCCAACUUGAACCUAAAGCUCCCUAUUGAAUGUACAUUCUUGGAACAACUGGAAGAUGACAUGUCGUGGCAGUUACAUCUCCUGCCAUUUCAUCACAGCUUUUUGCAGAAUUUUGCUUGGCACAUUUAUCUGACAUGUGGCUUUCUUUUUACAAUAUUUCCAGUUUUAACUUGAGAUAUAUGACAAGUCUAGUGAAAGUCUUAAGUUCAAGCAGUGAAUGGAUGUCAUGACCUGGAACCAGAUGAAGAGUGUGUGUUGUGACCAAUAAUGGUGUUGAUUUGGCCAAUGUUAUCUAUUUUAGUCAAAGUUACCUGUUGAAUUUUAUUGGCACAAAAUAUCGGUCAAUGUUUUUCAAUGGGUGUCCAUGGCAAAGAAUGGCUUAAUGUUUCGAGAACAUAAGGUUUCUAUUUUUGUUGCUUUGGAUGGAAAAGUUGUAGCAAUAAUUAGUAUAUUAAUUCCAUUCAACGGUUCAAAGAAAGGUUAACAUUAUCAAAUCAAAAAUGGGGCUGAAGAGAGCUAGUGCUGAUCAGAAAUCAGUGAAGUGCAAAUUGAAAGUAAAUGGAAAAGCAAAUAAAAACAUAUGAUAUCACCGAUCACUAGCUGAACACAAGUCUUUCAAACAAAUGCCAGUUUUCCUCCUUAUUUAGAGACGGAUGGUGGGAUCCUUGAUGGCAUUGAAAUCGAUAUUAAAUAAUGAUAAAUUGUGAAAAUCAAUGAAGCUUACAGUGAAAAAAGUUGUAACCAUCAAUUUCUUUCGAUUAAUCAAUAAAAUGUUGAUAUGUAUGGAAUUUUUUUGGGUGUAAUUGCAGAUGUCUCUCCCUCAAAAUGUCCCUAAUGGCACGGAGCAAGGAGAGAUUGCUGUAUUCACAGGCUAAAGAUGAAAGAGUUAUCACUGAGCAACAAUGUAAACUUGCCAUCCAUAUUUCUUUUUAUGACUAAAUACUUGUACUGUUUUUAUUUCUGACAGACGCUACAUGAAAGAUAAGGAACUUUUUCGCAAGAUGGUGGUCAAAGCCUUGACCCUAGAAGGAACACGUAAGCUUGUAGGAGGGAGUGGGUUGCAGAUCGGUAAAAGACUUGUUAAAGAGGGAUGUCAUGUCCUUGCUGCAGCUGAUUCCUCAGCAGAAUUGAUAAACAUGCUGCCAGAUAACAUGUCUGCCAUUGGAGACAAUGUUGACGUUGAUGAUAUCCACCUUAUACUAGAAUAUCUUGCACACUUGCCAUGGGGAAAGUAUGAGUCACAGAGAGCUAAUAGAUUGGUUAUACACAGUGAUGAACAUAAUCCUUACCUAAAAUCACUGAACAAGUUUCAAGAGAAGGUUCAACAGUUUUCACCAUCCAUUUUGGUAGUUGCAGGGCUUCAUAUGCUAGACAACUUUCCAGGAUUCCUUCCUGGGGAAAGCAAUGAAAUGUUGAAAAGGAUGUCAUCUUUUCUUGACAAAUCUCAAGUCCCUAUUCACUUUGAAAUGGCACCAUUUCACCAAGAAACAUUUUUUGAUGAACUGUUGCAGCAUAUAAUACCACAUGCAGGUUCCAUGGGAAUGAAUGAACAAGAAUUGCCGAAUUUAUGGAGUAAACUACUUUAUGGAAAUAUUACCAUGGUAUCAAGCCAGAAACCCAGAGUCGCUACUGUACUUGAUUUGAUGAGAGAUGUGUACAAAGUUUCUAAAGAAAAUUACAGGAAUGGAAAAAAGAUCAGAGAGCUGACAAGAUUACAUGUACAUACUCUAGCAUUUCAAGCCAUUCUAACUACUAAAGGAUCAAACUGGAAGAAUACUCAAGCAGCUGUUGCAAAGGCUUCAUUGACAGCCACAAGGCAUGUCUGUGGCUCUGAGGAAAUUGACCCCAAGAAGUCAAAACUAUUCAUGGAUGAUUCAUUCUCCAAAAGUGUCGUUCCCGGCAGUCCCAGAGUUCAAUUCAAUCCCAGUUCACCUGUGUCAUGCUGGGAGGAGCAUGAUUAUGAAAUCUGUGUGGCACCAGUGCUAGUCUGUACUCAGGUCCUGCAGACUGGAGGUGGUGGAGAUCAUAUCACAGCAGGUGGCUUGUUACUGCAGAUUUAGACUGCAAAGUCAUCAAGUGAUUAUUGAACACUUAAUGACUGGUCCAAUGAGAUUCAAGGGAAACAAAAUUAACUGUUUCCUGAGGAACUAGUGUGAUUUGUAAUAUAGCUGGAAAUUUUGAAGCUGAAAAUUCAUUAAACCUCUCUUUAAUGGCAGUCGGUGGUCAACAUUCGUGGGUAACAGUGCACUGUUACCCUCUGAUGUCAUAGAUUUUGCAAUGUUUCCUGCUCAGAGAUGUUGUCAGAAAACAGUUUCAUUGUUAGAUGUCAUGUGACAUCAAAGUAACCAAUAAGAGCGUGCACUGUUGGGAAAAAAUUUCCAGCUAUAUAACAAUAUAAUUUACUAAUCCUCUUCACCUUUACAAUACUUUAUUCACUCUCCUCCACACACAGAUGAUUUUUUGCAUAUUUAAUAGUGAGGCUUGGAGAGAGGUAAAAUAAAGCAUUCGGGAGAUGAUAUGAAGGGGAAAGUGAAGGAAGGAGGUAUGCUCCUUCCUUCACUCUGUUCUCAUUGUUCAUGACCCAUAUGCUCUAGAGGUCUUGUGUCUCAAGGUCAGGACAUCACUGCAAGUCCUGGGUUUUACACGCACCAUUUACUAUCCUUCUUUUAAGAGUAAAAUUCAAAGUCUGGAUCUUUUAGGAUCUAAGUCAAGAAAAACCAGGCGAGUUGUUGUGUCACUGCAGAGUUUUGAACAUUUUGAUCUCAUCUUUGUAAAGGCGAGGAAAAUUGUGGCGUAUUUAUUUUUAAAAAUAACACUGAAUGUUUUAAAUAACCUAUUUCAGCCAAAAUUCUUAAAAGGUGGCAAACAAGAGACUUGAAAAACAAAUAGUUGUGCCAUUAUUUCACCAUAUAUAUUAUCAAUGCUCUCAUUGUCCAUCUUGACCAAUGAGUGCAUCAGAAAUUGCUAAGUUAUGGUAAUUAUUCGCUAUUGUAUACAACUUACAAGACACUCAAAUUUCCUCAAUAAAAUUGUCUGGUGUCAGUUAUCCCUGUGACUAACCACUUCACUCACAGGU